CACAAACUCUUUUCCAGCACGAGAUAAAGGAUCUCGAAAAUCUUGACACAAUGCGAAAGCUAGGUAGAACCAACAAUCAAAUCAGCAAAAUGAGAGCAGAGGCAAUGGAAAGAUUCUAUGGAAAAGUUGUUGAAGACUAUAAAUAUGAAGGCUUAGUGGUGAAAGACCUCGCUUCACCAUAUUUUUUUGGAACUCGGAAGUGUUGGUGGAAGUUCAAACCAGAUUACGAGGCAGACGAAGCAGUUGAUAUCGAUGUAAGUAUUUUCAUUUGCGAGAUCCGCAAUAUUCCCAUUUUGAAUUUGGUUGAUACUGAUGAUCCUUGUUACUGCAGGUUGUCAUUAUCGGUGCAAAAUUUGCAACAGGUCUCAGAAAUAGUGGCACUCCAUCAGCAUACCUUGUUGGUGUGGUUGAUAAAUUUGAUGAAAAUUGUUUCAUGCCAUUCAAUAGUAUYAAUGCGGCUUCGACAACAAGAGAAAAGAUGGAAGAAAUAUUAAAUUACACUGGUUUCAAAAAAGGCGGAGACGAGCCAUUGGAGUUGGGCAAAUGGUUCCGAGAAGAAAGUUUUGGACUCCCAAGUUUUAUUUCAAAGCGAUCUUUACAACGCAACUCGACUGAAGAUUUUGAAGGUUGGUCAUUUAAUAAAACCAAACAUUAUCCUGACAUUUGGAUAGAUCCAAAAGAUUCGGUUGUGCUGACAAUUAAAGGGGCAGAAUUGGUUGUUAGCGUAAGUACGUUGCUUGAUUUUCAGUUUGUAAAUUGAUUUUCAUUCAGUCUAAAAUAGUAUCACCGUUUUUGCAUCAUGGUCAGGACGAAUUUUCUGUUGGACUUGCUCUAAGAUUUCCACGAAUCAAGAAGGUUCGUUUGGAGUCCGUUGAUGGCGAUGAGAAGAAGGCUUCAGAGACUUCUACCGAUGAAGAAAUAUGGAGAAUUUUUGACGAGGCAAGGUCAAAAAAAUUAAAUGCAGAGUCGAUGAUUGGAAGUCAAUGUCAAUCAGRUCGAGCGAGGAAAGUGUCACGACAGGGGCGCCGAUUUCUGACCCCAGAAGAAUUUCGUCACAAAACUAGAAAACGCAAAAUGAAAAUGGUCAGUUCACCUUCUAGAAAGGUGCCAAAAGUUGAUGUUUGCGAGUCAAGUCUUCUGAAGGACUUGACGUUUUGUGUCCUUGAGGGAACAUACUUUUUCGACGCUAAUAGCUUGGAAGGACAAGUAGCUGAGAAAGAAGGAUGGGUUUGUGAAGUAGAAAAAGUCAAAUCAGAAGAGGAUGUGAUCGAAUUCAUCAUGAAGCACGGUGGUAACUAUAGAACAGAAGUCAAGGGGACAAUCAACGAAUAUAUUGUCGGCGGGACGAAGGAUGAUGCACGGGUUCAAAAUAUGAUUAAAGGACUCAAGGAUGCCAAAUCUCUCGAUAGUUCCAAGAAGAAGGGUGACAAAGCACUCUUCCAAAUGGCUCAGCACCAUGAUGGGAUUCUUAAAUGGACAUUCGUCUAUUGGUUGCUUCAUCGAUUACAGAAAAACAACUCAAAUAGGAAUAGUAACUAUCUGAAACCUGAGCCACAUCAGUAUCUUGGUAGCACAGCAGAAGUUUUGUUUUCAUAUAAUCGUCAAAUCUCGAUUGACGAACUGAGGGAAUCCCUUUCAGUCCCUAACAACAAUGAUAAACAGGUUCCUCCAUGGCAGUUGAAAGGUUUGAUAGACCUUCCGAAAGAGGAAAGAUGGAUUCUAUCUUCAAGGCAUACUCAUUUUUGGCCAUACAACGACGAAAAGCUUCAUGGAGAGAGUUGUAAUGAUAGAAAUGGCAUCAUAAUGUAUCCAGAUGUUUUCUCGUAUGGUUUUGGUUUCAGUGCAGAAAAAGAUGCUAAUGGCGAAGCAUUAUCUUGCACUACAUCACCAAGAUGGAAUCACGUGUUGCCAGACUUUGAAGAGAUCAUGUCCGUAUUGCCGUUGGUAUCUGUCAUGGGUGGAUUCGUCACACCACAUUUGCAUUGUGGUGUGACACACAUUAUUUGUCUCUUGAAAAUAGAUGACGAACUCCAGU
This is a messenger RNA of Pseudo-nitzschia multistriata, 2035 nucleotides long. Lineage: Eukaryota; Bacillariophyta; Bacillariophyceae; Bacillariales; Bacillariaceae. The record is from the annotation of a GenBank genome assembly.